Molecule: messenger RNA, 5101 nt
Organism: Bombus pyrosoma
Lineage: Eukaryota; Metazoa; Arthropoda; Insecta; Hymenoptera; Apidae
Product: discoidin domain-containing receptor 2-like
Exons: 11
Coding region: 711-2606 (631 amino acids)
Source: RefSeq, a predicted model, not a curated record
CCUUCGAGCAACUGGAGGUUCUCCUCAGCCUGUCAGUUAGUGCCGUGGCGCCGUGACGGUACGGUUGUUGCUUGGUACGUUGUUUUCGUUUGGUCAUAAACGGCUCGCGAAACGUGUCUGCUAUUCAAUGGGGACCUUGCUCCGGACCCAUCGUCGCGACGGACACUGUUACAAGCAGGGAGAUAGUCAGUGAUUCAGUUUGGUGACUGGAGAUUGGUCGCGUGUGCUUAUUUACGUCGGAUUGUUUCCUUUUACUUUUCUUCUUUAGUUCUUUGACUUUGGUUUUUAUCUUUUUUUGGGGGGCGGAGGAUAUAUUUUACGUGACUAGUUCGGUAGACCUUGUAAUAGUGCGUUUUUGUAAUUGCAACGUGUAUUGCAAGGUGCGACGAGAGAAAGCAAGUGAGGUAUUCUGUAUUUGAAGCAGAAGAAAAGGCGGGAAGAGAAGACCUGGCUGUGAUCGAUGAUUUCUUACGUGCUGUUUGGUGUGUGCGCGUUCUAUGCCUGAUCAACGUCCGUGCAGUACGCGGUAUUGUAGAUAAGGUUUCAGGAAGUUGCAGUUUAGAAUUUUUAAACUCUUCGCAUUUAGGGGUGAGCGCAUCAAUUUUGGCCAUUAAGCCCUAUAGAGAGUGAGACGUUAACGCGAUCGCCGAAACGAUACGGUUAUGAAAGUUCGAUGACCAGUGGAUAGCGGACCAUCCAUCGACGCCACCAUGGACUACCUGCAGACGUGCCUCAUCUUCUACCUAUUGAUCCUCUGUUUCUGUGGAGGACGAACUAUAGACAUAUCACAAUGCAUCGCACCCCUAGGGAUGGAAUCUGGUGCGAUUCCCGAUGCAGACAUCACAGCGAGUUCGAGUUUCGAUAGCGGAAACGUCGGGCCACAUCACGGACGGUUGAGGCAAGAGAGCCACGGAGGUGCCUGGUGUCCAAAGCAGCAGAUCACGACGGAACCACGCGAGUGGUUGGAAAUCGAUCUUCACACGGUCCACAUGAUCACUGCCACCGGCACUCAGGGACGCUUUGGUAACGGCCAAGGUGUCGAAUACUCGGAAGCGUACAUGCUGGAGUAUUGGAGGCCGAAGCUCGGCAAAUGGGUUCGAUACAGGGAUGUUCGGGGCGAGGAGGUGAUCAAAGGGAACACGAACACCUACCUGGAGUCGAAGCACGAACUGGAGCCACCGAUGUGGGCGAGUAAAGUUCGCUUCUGGCCGUACAGUUAUCAUCGUCGCACCGUUUGCAUGCGGGUAGAGCUAUACGGUUGCCCGUGGAACGAUGGGAUCGUGUCAUACUCGAUGCCACAGGGCGACAAACGUGGCAACUGGGAGUUCUUCGACGCGACUUACGACGGUUACUGGGACGGCCAGCUUCUACGUGGCCUGGGACAGCUGACGGACGGCAAGAUCGGGCCAGAUAACUUCAAGAUGAGUUAUUACGAUUUCGAUAGAGGUCAGGGAUGGGUCGGUUGGAGGAACGACACCAGGUCCGGUCAUCCUCUCGAGAUCAAGUUCGAGUUUGAUCACGUCAGGGAAUUCUCCGCCGUGCACAUAUUCUGCAACAAUCAGUUUACCAAGGAUGUACAGGUGUUCUCGGAGGCCAGUAUAAUGUUCAGCGUCGGCGGAAGAUAUUACACAGGUGACCCGAUCGUGUACUCGUACAUGGAAGACAGGAUCUUCGAGCAUUCGAGGAAUAUCUCGAUCAAGCUGCACCAUCGGAUUGGCAAGUUCGUUAAACUGAAGUUCAGCUUCGCCUCACGGUGGAUCAUGAUCAGCGAGAUCACUUUCGACUCUGAUAUCGCUCACGGAAAUUUCACUCCUGAAUCACCGCCCACGACGGAAGCUCCGAGACUUAGGGAUCGAAUCUCAGCCCGCGACAAUCCUCUGCAAGCCGAAGUUCCAGUAGCGAAGCAGGAAGAUCCGACCUACAUGGCCGUGAUUAUCGGUGUUUUAACCGCGGUCAUCCUCUUGCUUGCCGUUGCGAUUUUCUUGAUCGUCACGCGACACCGGCAACGAAAGAACUUUGCCAGUCCUCUUGGUACCAAGAGCGCGAUUCCGUCGAGCAAUCAUCAACAUCUGUCGCCAGAAUCCGCGUACGGUACCACGGAGAAAGAUCCGUCGUUGAUGACGUACAGAGUCGAGGAACUCGACGAUCGAUACGCCGGAACCAAGCUAACGACGCUGCCUCGCGACUUGAACGAUCGUCUACUAGGUGACGUCAGGUUGGACGAGUAUCAGGAACCCUUCUACGAGAACAAGCACCGAGAACCGCCUCAUGCCGCUUAUUACGGUUAUAGCACUGUUGUUAUAGACAACAAGGACCUCCACGACAGCGUCGAGCAGUCUGAUGCCACCUACGACUAUGCAGUACCAAUGCCUGUGCCUAGUGUAAGCAGCGAUCAGGACAGCGUGUUCUCUAAGUCUUCAUCAAGGGGUAGCGCAAAAGCGUGCUUGCAGAGCUUUUUCCCUCCACCACCGCCCCCGAUGAGCGCGCCGCCCCCACGAGGCUCCAGUAAUCUGACGUACUCGAAUCCUCCGAGCCCGGAACCAGUUUGCGAGCGCGAGCGCAGAGGAAGCAAGCGCCGUGAACACUCUUUGCACAGAUACGCGUAAGGACUGUUUCAUCCUGCGGAAUGCACGCGGUACGCCGCUAGAUCCAAGGUACGAUAACAUUUCGUACUUCACCUUGAGAGAUCGACCGUUUGAUCCAAGUCUUCAGCAUCCAUAGAUCGGCUAUCAUCUAUCGUUCCUAUUUUUAAUCUUCCACUUUACACGAUUCUCUGUUCUCUACGAAUCUUACGUUGCAACGAUGUACUGCCCAGUUCGUUUCGAUUUGAUAAAUUCGAUCGUCGAGUUUAAUUCCAUGAAAGAAAAAAAAAAAAAAAUCUUCAAUGGAUGCUGAAGACCUAGCGAAAAUUCGAGCGCUGUCGAAGCGUCGAAACGAAGCGGAAGAAGAGGACGAAGAAGAGGAAACAACAAGAGAUCGAGUUCGAGCGCAACCGGGGCAUGGAGAACAUUUUUUGUUCGCGCCGGGAUUCUCGAACGGCCCAAUUAAAAAAAAAAAAAAAAGGAUUGGAACAGGCGAAAAGUCGUCUAUGAUUCGACACAGCCACUCGAACCGCGGUCUCGAUCUCAUCGAAAUCUUUCUCCACGAGCACUGCCAUUCGCGCACUUUCCGAGCGUACCGUAGAGUAGAGGCGCAAUACCUCGAGUGCCGCGCUUAAGAGGACUUAACCUACUUGCAACCGGCAGGUAGGCGAUACGCGUAACCGGAGUUGUAACUACAAUUGGCAUAUCAGUUAAACGGCAGCAAGCUGCCGAGACUCUUCUCUGGAAAUUCGUCUCGUCGAAACUAAUCAAGAAGAAGCGCGAUUCGUGAAAUCGACGCGUCGAGCACGACCAUCUACGAUCUCUAUAUUUUCUGUCAGUUUUACCGAGUAACAGGGUGUGUACACGACCACGAACCAAGAACGAACGUUGUAGCAGGCGUCGUUCUUCGAUCUUCACCGAGUUUUCAUGAAUUAUUAUAGUCGAGGAUAACGAAGCUUCGAUUUCACGGGUCGCUACGAGUCCGCGUUAUCUGGAAACGCGUUCGCACGCCGCAGUUGCCGAACUUUCUUUUCGUUCAAAAGACUUUCGUUCCCCGCAGCGAAGCUUUGCGAAGCUAGGCCAGGAUGGAACACGCGCGAAAAAGUUAUCCUGUAACCCUCUUCUCCCUUAAAUUCCAAACUCCGUGAGUGAGUUAGAGGGUUUAGAAGUUCCGGCUGAAAGAAGAGAGUAAAAAGAGCAAAGAGGGAGGAGGUAAAGAGAGUCGUAUUUUUCGUUGAUACAGCCUCGCGUGUUCGGAACGUUUUUCCGCGCGAUGCUACAUUUCUUCCGGGCCGAUAAAAUGCACGAGCGUUAGCAGCUUCGUUGAACCGUUGUUCCGCGAACGAAAUUGUAAUUCGCGUAGGUCGUGUUUUCGCCGCGGAAAAGCGCGGCCGCGAUAAGAGAACCGGCGCGAUGCAACUGGACGCGACUUGGCGCGGCGAUGCAACGCGACCGAGCGGAUUUCCAGAAGGAAUCGCGUGUUUAAUGGUUUCGUCUGUUUGGCGCGCAUGUGCAACCAGAUCGAGCUCGCUAUCGAUCCGUGGCUAGGCAAACGAUAAAACGGGAGAGUUGAAAAAAGACAAAAAAAAAAAAAAAAAGUAAAGGAGGAAAGAGUCGGAGGCGAGGAAAGAAGAAACAGAGAAGCGGCCUCUUUUCUUAUUUUUGGUCUUUUUAUUCUAGUAAAAAUAUUUAUUCGGUUUUGGCGAUUUCUGCUCACGACCGAUAAUUAAUCGCCGUUAAUUGUUGCUUUGGAAUGCUAUCCAUGAACGAUGCCUGCGUGAUAGAACGAACGUCAAGUAUUGUCGUGGUAAGAACAGGAGCGAAGCUAAAAAAGGAUAGGGGGACGAGAACGUGCGGAGAUCGACGCGAUGAUAUCGAACGGAAAACGGUAGCGGCAGGGACGUGGAAGAACAGGCUUGGGGUGGGCGGGGGGUUGUGAACAAAAGAUUUGUGGGAAAAGGAGAACGUUAGCGAGCUUCGAUCCCGCCUCACACAAGACUGACGUCAGAUAAAUAAUCCAGUAUCCCGACUAUGCUGUAAUACGUGCAAAGAGGCACGUGUACGCGCCUGCGUAUGUGUUUCGCCGUAUUAUUUAUUAUCGCAGCAUAUAGCGCCCCGUAAACGAAUCUUUAAUUUAUAUACGUAUUAUACACACGUACGCGUAUAUGUGCGAUAUAUACGAGGGAAGAGAUAAAAAAAAUUAUAUAAAUAUAUAUAUAUAUAUAUAAAUAGAUAUAUAAAUACAACAAAGGUAAUGCGUAAUUAUGGCGCGUCGGUGAAUUUUAAGCGUAUAAUAACUAUAUAUUAUAUAUAUAUAUUAUAUAUAUAUAUUGUAUAAGCCCAACUUUAUUUCUCUAUCACUACCGACAUCGCCUUCAUGCAACGAGGAAAUAAAAAUCAAGGGAUUAACCGGCGUAAGGAAUCGACAAUACAGGGAUGAGACAACAAUAAUUAAAUACAUGUGUACGUAAAAGAUGAAAAAAAAAAAAAACGCGAAGAAACGAUGCGAGGAAAUAAUG